Molecule: messenger RNA, 4012 nt
Organism: Oncorhynchus keta (chum salmon)
Lineage: Eukaryota; Metazoa; Chordata; Actinopteri; Salmoniformes; Salmonidae
Product: CCN family member 1-like
Exons: 5
Coding region: 278-1432 (384 amino acids)
Biological process (GO): signal transduction
Cellular component (GO): extracellular region
Molecular function (GO): protein binding
Source: RefSeq, a predicted model, not a curated record
CCUCAUGCCCGCCUCUUAAUUGGCUAACCCGAAUGUGGUAGGCGGAGCUGCAACAAAAAGCACGGGGACAAUAUAUAACCGAGCUGCAAAAAUGAAUCGAUUAAAAUAUGUCAUGUUAAUAUUCUAGGAAGAACACUACACAUUAACUUUGGAAUUACUGCGCCUUGUUUGACAGUUCCCGUUGUGGGCUUUUGUACGUGGACGAAAACAACAAUUAUCUUCUUGUGGCAGAAGUUAUAUUUUCUUAAUUUUUUUCAUUCAAUUGUCAUUUGACAACAUGAGGACGUUAAUAUUGCUUGUUCUGUUUCAAAUGACGACUGUUGCCUUGGUGAGAGCUGGCUGCCCAGUGAUGUGUGAGUGCCCGGGUGGACCCCCCUCCUGUCCCCCGGGGGUCAGCUCUGUACCUGGCGGCUGUGGCUGCUGUAAGGUGUGUGCUGCCCAGCUCAACCAGGACUGCCACGACUCACACCCCUGUGACCACCACAAGGGGCUGGAGUGUAACUAUGGCAAUGACGUGGGCCACACUCAUGGCAUCUGCAGGGCGAAGCUUGAGGGUCGCCCCUGCGAAUACAACGGACGGAUCUACCAGAACGGGGAGAAUUUCCAGGCUGGCUGCAAGCACCAGUGUACGUGCAUUGAUGGGGCAGUGGGCUGCGUGCCUCUGUGCCCCAGCCACGUGCCUCUGGCAUCACCCUCCUGCCCUGCCCCUCGCAUGGUCAAUGUGCCUGGGCAGUGCUGCCUCAGUAUCGACUGCCACAAGGGCUCAUCCGUUGUACCCCCAGUACACGGGCACCCACUGCCUCCAGCCUACCCGCCAUUCCCCUUCAUGCCCCACCCUGCCUACCCCUACAAGCCAUACCACUACAAACCCAAGGAUACCAUGGGAAACGAGCUGGUGGAGGUAGAGAAGACAUGGGACAAGCUGCGCAGGCACAAGCACCUGGCGGCAUGGAGGCAGUUUGGAGGGCAGUGUGUGGUCCAGACCACGAGCUGGUCCCAAUGCUCACGCAGCUGUGGGAUGGCCGUGUCCUCUCGUGUCACCAAUGACAACGCCCAGUGUAAGCUAGUGAAGGAGACGCGUCUGUGCAACAUCCGGCCCUGCAGCUCCAUGUCCAUCCCCAUCAAGAAAGGGAGGAAGUGCUCCCGUACCCACAAGGCCCCAGAGCCCCUGCGUCUGUCCUAUGCUGGCUGCCGCAGCACGCGUCUCUACCGGCCCAACUACUGCGGCGUGUGUGUGGACGGCCGCUGCUGCUCGCCCCGCCGCACACGCACUGCCUCCGUGACCUUUGCCUGCCCUGAUGGCGAGCGCUUCGACCACUCCGUCAUGUUCGUGCAGUCGUGCAAGUGCAGUAAUAAGUGCAGUCAUCUGAACGAGGUUGCCCUCCCGCCCCAGCAUUGGCUCUACGGAGACACACACAAGUUCACCGACUAGCAUCCCCCUCAAAUCCCUCACUCGCUCCCAAUCACUUUACACCCCCCUACCAAGCCCCUGAUAGAGUAGUAGUCCUAAGAGUAUCUUUGAGUAGACACUAGCCAGAUGCAAAGAUCCCCCACCACCCUCCUGGAGCAUGUUUUGGGAGGCCUGGGUGAAGGAAUUUGAUUAGUUGAUCUGCAUUCUGGACAGAGAUGAGUGACUAGUGCCGGCCUUAGAGUAGACACCCGGUCCUUUGAGGUUCAUCAACCGGAAUCACCAAAGUGUGUAAAUAGACAAAUAUGGAUUUGCCCAGUCACUAUUUUGUCACUCCCCAUGCACUCCUGUACUCUGGGACAGAACCCACACUUUGGGGACAAUAGAGAAAGGUGGGACACACCCAAUGCAGACUCCAACCCAGCUGCUGCACACACACCCAGUAGACUUGUGGACGUAGGAUGGUAAGGUGUUUCAUUUCAUGGUGAUGGCCAGCAUAGUAGGCCUGUCAAUGGCAAGCAGGUCUGGUUUGACUGGAAGGAGAAUCAGACUUGCAUAGAAACAGUGACUUCUCCAGUAGAUUUCCAAUACCUGCUAUUUGCGUAACCAAAUGAAGACACUAAAAUAAUGUUUUUGUGGGACAGAAGAUGGACACUCCACAGAAUGCUCUAGAAGGGACAUUUUUGUAUUUGUAAUGAUAUUUAUUGUUGUGACAGAGACGAUGACGCAGUGGUUGCCAAUGAGAGAAGCGAUGCUGCUGUUUGGAGCGGCAUGACCGGAGGGCCCUGAGAGAGACAAAACAGCUGAGAUCUGUCAGCAGAGAGAGGGGAGAUCCAUGAGGUCUGGGACUUGACCCCUGGUCUCACCAGUGUUCACUGUCAAACAGCCACAUUACCUGAGCAAUAGUGGACGAAGACAACUCUCCAAGGAGAGAUGUUAUGGUUAGAGACAGACUGGCGCAGAAGCUGUUGGCUGAGGCUUUGUGUGUGUGUGAUAGGUCAUUAGAUGUUGGACCAGUCCCCAUUUUCUUACUCCUCCAUGCCUCAGCCCUGAAACAGUGAGACAUUUAACCUAGCGCCAGCGGAACAAGCCUCGGAUUCUGGCAUUGAGAAGUCGUGUUGCUGAUUUGAAGCAAAUUACAAUCCUGACGGAGGGGUAGAAAGAACCUCAGCCAGCCUCUGGUUUGUUAUAAAAAUAAAAAUGCAUGCAUAUGAAGUAAACAUGUAAUUUGUAACUAGCGGGCGGGACCGUUUCACUCAAUCUGGCCUGUAAUAUAGCAACUGAAUCACAAUACUCCACAUUUGCACCAAUUUUGUGAGUCGCUCUGGAUAAGAGCGUCUGCUAAAUGACUUAAAUGUAAAUGUAAUGUAAAACAAAACUCAUGUUGCUUUAUGUUUGAGGUGUCAAAAUCUGCUCUCUGCCAUUGAAGGUUGACAUGUCGACGAUAUCAUGCUCAUUAGAGACUGAAGCGGACAUGAGGACACUACAAAGGGGUCAGCACUACAUGAUUACAAAUGGCCUCCUUUGCAUAGACAUGUCAGUCUGUUAUAGCACAAGUUGUUUGAAGUUGAGGUUAAGAUUCUGUAUUGGUGAGACAUGGACCUCUUUAGAAUUACUAAAAUGCCAAAUUCUUCCCUAUUUUGGAAGGGUUGAUAAUUCAUGCACCUUAACCUUGUUCAUGACUGAAUCUGAGUGGUGUAUCUUAGAAUAAAAUAUGUAAUUCACUUGCUUUUCCCUCUUGACUCCAUGAAAAGUAUUAGAGGAUUCAAAUAUUGAAGCCCAUAUUACAUUAGUCCAUGAGUGUUAUUUUUUAUGACUCAACUUUUUGUACAACUUCUAGGUUGGGACAGGCAAUCAUAGUAGCCUCACACAGCCUGUUAGGUGAUAGACUUUGUAAGAUAAAAAUGGACGUUCUGAAUGGUUAGACACUGCCAUCACGCUUACCUAUGUAGAUUGUGAUUUGAGAAGUCUUUGGUUUUAUAAAACGACACUAUAGAGCAGCCAUAUACAGACCAAUCCAUUUGAGUUAUAACUUAACCAAUUAACCAGUCCAUGUAUAGCUAGCACUGAGCAAGUCUGGGCUCUGAUGUGGGCACAGCACACACUGCCAUUUCCAAUCUCUGCGCUUUAUUGAGCAAGUGAUUGAAAACUUGUGUAAAAGCAUAUCUGGUUGUUUUGUCCUAACUUCGAUUUACAGGCUAAUUGAGUUCAUGCUGCAUUUGGAAUAAAGUAUGUUGAUGUAUUACCUAAUGAACAAGUGCACCCUUUCAGUUCCGCCUAGAGUACCGCUACAACCGGAAGUGAAUUUCGUAGCAGGUUGGGAGCUUUAGGUUAAGCUAAAAAUAUUUUUUUAAAUCCUAAACCGCUACAAAAGUCACGCCUGCACUCCUAGCUCUGUCGGCCUUCUCUCUACAGUUCUCAGCAUCGCCCACGACUGGGUCAUGUGAACUACAAACCCGACGUGGAGUUUCACCGUUAAGAAACGUCUGUUUGCGAUACAGCUUUCGAAAAAUAAGGCCCUCAUAUUUAAUCAGCGAGAAAUAAUUCUAAUAAGACUGUAUAGCAGUGUCACAGAUCUAUACAGGUGCCUCUGACAAAGCUACU